Messenger RNA from Triticum dicoccoides, 1563 nucleotides. Its product is annotated as formin-like protein 5. Gene Ontology annotation, cellular component: plasmodesma. Bases 155 to 1360 code for a protein of 401 amino acids. The transcript is spliced from 2 exons. The record is from RefSeq and is a predicted model, not a curated record. NCBI's taxonomy places the organism in Eukaryota, Viridiplantae, Streptophyta, Magnoliopsida, Poales, Poaceae. Gene Ontology annotation, biological process: protein folding.
CCCACACCGCGGCGCCACCACGGCCGGCACGCACAUGGCGACAGGGGACGGGGCACACACUUCCUCCGCUCCCUUUCCCUUGCCGAUGUGAUCCCCCGCCGCCUCCGCCCUCGCCCUCACUCCGUCCCCGCGCCGAUCCCAUCGCCCCCAGGAAAUGUCUCGCCACCACCACCACCACCACCACGACCCGGCCCCGCCGCCCUGCUGCUCCUGCUGCGCCUGCGGCUGCUCCCCGCCGCCGUGCGGCUACUACGCGGUGCCCCCUCCCCAGCCGGCGCCCGGGUCCGACCAGCUCCUCCACGCCAUCGCCGCGCAUCUCCUGCUCAGCUCCGCGCCCCCGCCUCCCCCACAACCCCAGCCCCACCCGCAGCCCCACCCUCAGCCGCCGCCGAAUCCCGCCGCGCACCACGCGAAUCUCUACGCCUCCUACGCUUACCAGCACCAGCACCAGCACCAGCAGCAGCCGGGAUCCGCCCCCCACGCGGCCUAUUCCCACCCGCCCGCGGCCGCCCCUGCGCCGCCGCCGCCGCAGCAUCAGCACCAGCAGCCGAACCCGCCCGACCACGGCCAGCUGCUGCUCCACUCGCUCCUCCGCCGCGUGGCCGCGCUCGAGACCACCCUGCCGCACUGCUUCCCCUCCCCUCCCGCACCGCCGCAUCCCCAGCAGCCCAACCCCCGCCGGCAUCACCGCGCCGCGCACGCGCACCAGGAGGACCCGCGGUCGCGGUCGCCCUCGCCCCCGCCCCCGCCCCCGCCGCGUCGCGCGCGCCGGGGGCCGCCGUCCGAGAGGGAGCUCGCGGCGCGCACCAUCCAGGAGCACUUCCGCCGCUUCCUGGCGCGGCGCUCCCGCACGCUGCGCCAGCUCAAGGAGCUCGCCAUGCUCCGCUCUAAGGCCGCGUCCCUCCGGGCGGCCCUCUCCGGCUCCGGCCGCCGCCGGUGCAAGGACCCCAUGGCCGUCUCGGAGGCCGCCCUGGGCAUGCUCUACCGCCUCGACGGGAUCCAGGGAGGGGACCCCAUGAUCCGGGAGGGGAAGCACGCCGUGAGCCGGGAGCUCGGCCGGAUACUGGAGUUCGUUGACAAGGUGCUCCUCAAAGAGCAGGAGGAGAUGGGCGUGGACGGCGCAUUCGACGAUUAUCCUGAAGGUUGUCAUGGGAUGAAUCGCCCAACUGUGAACAGGAAGGUAAGUUUCCGCGGUAAUGAGGCCAAUACCGAGGCUGAUGAGAGCUCUGAGAGCUCGAGUUCUGCCGAGGCCGAUGAGAGGAAGGCUGCAAACAGCAAGAAGAGUGCCAAUGGCAAGCCUGGGCUUGCAGCCCCAGUGCCAGUACACAUGGAGUCAAGGAGAACUGGAGGGGAAAUGUGAUAACCCGGUCUCGCAUCUUGUAAUGUUACCUCAUGUUUAGAAUCAUGUUUCUUGAAAUUAGAUUGGAGCCUGCUAGUUGGUAGAGUUUGUGCUGCAACUACGAUGUUUAGACUGUUGUAUUACCUCUCUUGUCACAUUUGUCUCUGCAUUGUACCACUGGUAGUUUUGAACAUUCAGAAUCUAGAUUGGAUCAUUUUGUCACA